UUGUUUCAUACAUAUGCGAUGUUUCCCUAUCAGGAUAUAACGCCGAAAAAGGUAACCAAUAUAUAUUUAUAUAUACUUCGGUCGUUUUCUGCAGUUGAAGCCAGAGAGAGAGAGAGAGAGAGAGAAAAAAAAGAAUCUAGGAUGGGAAGAGGGAAGGUGGUUCUUGAGAGAAUACAGAACAAAAUCAACAGACAAGUAACAUUCUCAAAGAGAAGGAGUGGUUUGCUGAAGAAAGCAUUCGAACUUUCUGUGUUAUGUGAUGCUGAAGUUGCUCUUAUCAUCUUUUCCAGCCUUGGCAAGCUUUUUCAAUACAGUACCACUGACUUGAACAAAAUCAUUGAGAAGUAUCGACAAUGUUGCUUUAAUAAUAUGUCUGAGAAUAACGACUUGGGAGAACAAGAGUCACAGAGCUUACACCAGGAGCUUUUGAUGCUAAGAGUCAAGCAUGAAUCUCUAGCUCGGACUCAAAGGAUAUUUUUGGGAGAAGAACUCAAUGCACUUGGCAUAAAAGAUUUGCAGAGUAUAGAGAAACAACUGGAGAGAACACUUGCACAAGCUCGAAAGCACCAAAUGCAAAAGAUGAUGGCAAGAGUUGAUCAAUUACGUGAGGAGGUGCACAAGGUGGAGGAGGUCAACAAACAAUUAAAAUCCCAGAAAAGAGGUAUAAGCACCAAUAUUUGUGACAAUUCGACUAAUUCGACCAUCUCCAGUAAUAACAAUAUCAUCGCCAAUUUACUUGAUGCACAAGCCAAUCAGUUUGAUUAUGGAACAACAAGCCGGUUUGGGCACCAACAAGGUGCAUCAAAAGACCAAGCGAGCAUCGACAUUGAUAGAGGACAAAGCAGUCACAACAAGAACAAUGGAUGGAUGCAUAUUUGAAAUUUUAUUUUUGAGAUCACGUGUAUCCGAUCGAUCCGUCAAAUAUGUCUCAAAAAAUUCCAUGAUCAGAUUCUAUUUGGUUUAAUUUAUAAUGGGGAAUUUUAUUUUAUUUUGACAUUUUUCCAGCCUGAUAAUAGCUUCAAUUGCAUUAUGUGUAUGUAGCUAGCUAGCCAGCCAAUGCCAGAAUUGGUAUUAACCUCUGUUUCUAUUAACAAAAUGAUGAUAACCAUAAAAGAUAAAUAAAAUCUGAUGAGUCUAUUCUUCUCAUGA
Trifolium pratense (red clover) is the source of this 1149-nucleotide messenger RNA. RefSeq names its product MADS-box transcription factor 17-like. Gene Ontology annotation, biological process: positive regulation of transcription by RNA polymerase II. Gene Ontology annotation, molecular function: RNA polymerase II cis-regulatory region sequence-specific DNA binding; protein dimerization activity; DNA-binding transcription factor activity, RNA polymerase II-specific. Bases 19 to 879 code for a protein of 286 amino acids. The transcript has 8 exons. Gene Ontology annotation, cellular component: nucleus. The record is from RefSeq and is a predicted model, not a curated record. Lineage: Eukaryota; Viridiplantae; Streptophyta; Magnoliopsida; Fabales; Fabaceae.